CCAUGACGCUGCAGAUACUUCAGGAGACGUAGGACUCAUGGCAACGAUAUGCAAAAAGCUCUUCAUGCUGCUAUCGAUGAUUGUGGAGGCGACUACCAGCAUGGACAGGAAGACUAGUUGGACGAACCCGGACCCGACUGAAAUCGAGGACCUUGACGGGAUGCGACGACGACCCGGAGAGAGAGAUCACGAGAAGCUGGCAACGAUGACUGUUCGAUAUCAUCAGGACAAGAACGACGAGGACCAUAAGAAGCACGAUGGUGAGUUGAGCCUACUGACAGUGGUUUUGACUCGCCAUUUGACAACUUGUGACACUGGAAAGUUGCGAUCUUAUGGGGCCCCUUGAACAUGGAAUCACGACCACUUCAUAAAAGACCAUGAUUUAA
Messenger RNA from Linum trigynum, 386 nucleotides. The record is from the annotation of a GenBank genome assembly. NCBI's taxonomy places the organism in Eukaryota, Viridiplantae, Streptophyta, Magnoliopsida, Malpighiales, Linaceae.